CACGAGAAGGCAGAGCAGGUGCGCAUGGCAUGUCAUGCGCAACCAAGUGUGUUGAUAAUGCAGGCCGUGCAUUUCACUUUAGAGUAUAGGCCUAUUGCAUGGGGAUUCUUCCGUCAACAACUUUAUAUUCGGACUUUUGGGUGGGAACCAAGGACUUGUUGAAAUCUCCCUUCUCCUGUUGGGAUGGGAAGAAGAAAAUAAACCUAAGGAUGCUUCUCGGAGAAUUUGUAGAAAAGAGGAAACACUGUCCCUUGGAGUUGUCCGCCCAGAAGAUAAAUAAUCCACCAUCGAAUCACGCGUGUUACAAACGUUUCCGGAGAAGAAUUUGUCGGGGUCACGGAAGUGAUGGAGCACCGCUGGCCAGUACUCCGUUAGCCACUGGGCGGUGCUGUUCUCCCUGCUAUGAGUUUGACACAGUCCGUCAAAGGUUGGCCAUGGACUCUCCACCGAGGGAUUCAACAACAGAAACAACACAAGACGUCACAAAUAAAAGUCUGCAAGGUGCAGAGGUGGAAGUUGAAGCUGAUUUGAAGAGUCGUACUGACAAACCACCUAUCCCGCCACCCGUCUUCUCUAUACGAAGCAGGCCCGAAACAAGCAAUGCCACAAGGAAGGGCUGGCUGUGGGCUGUAGCAGAAGAGGGAAACACAAACACUGAUGGAUGGAACCAAAAUGGCGGUACUCCCCUCCAGCCCUUUGCAGUACUGAGUCGAGAGUCUCUUGAGCCACAGAGCAAGGCGGCCAUGAAAUUAGCUGCUCCCUCGCUGCUCAACGACUACUACUCAAACCUCCUGGCCAGUAGCUGCACUGGUUUGAUCGCCCUGGCCCUGGGCUCCGACGUCUAUCUGUGGAACUCAGAAACACAGUCCCUGGAGGGGCACGUGCAUCCAGCACAAGGCCCAGCCCCACACAGCCUGCCUGGGAGGGCCGGUCGGCCGAGGCAGCCCGUCUCCUCUCUCUGCUGGAGUGCAGACGGCAGACUGCUAAGCAUCGGGACCAGGCAGGGGCUGAUAAAGGUUCAGCUGUGGGAUGUAGAGACAAAGAUCACCCUGGGGUGUUUGAGGCCGCAUCUGUCCGGGGUGGGCGCGCUUUCCUGGAAGCAGAACCUUCUCAGCAGUGGGUCUGUUCUGGGACGCAUCCACCACCACGACCCGCGGGUCCCCACUGCCCUGGUGGGCGCGGCGGACCAGCAGGGCGGCGUGUGCAGCCUGCAGUGGUCCCCCGGAGAGGACCGGCUGGCCAGCGGCUCCAAGGACGGCCGUCUCUCCGUCUGGGACGGGGACGUCGCGGCGGCGGCGGCGAGCCAGACGGCCAAGCCGCUGCGACCUCCCCUGGUGACGAUGAAGCAGCCCAGCGCCGUCAAGGCGAUGGGAUGGUGUCCGUGGCAACGGCAUGUGAUUGCUACAGGAGGAGGCUGGCGGGACGGAGAGCUGAGAAUAUGGGACACCCAAUCAGCCUCAUGUGUCAACUCUUACGCAACAAACUCCCAGAUCUGUUCCCUGCUGUGGGCGGAGGAGAAAAGGUCACUGGUGUGUGGUCACGGUCUCCCCCACCACAACAUCAGCUGCUGGGCUGCUGACAAUCCAACCUCCCUGAACAGGAGCCACCAGCUGAAAGGUCACACAGACCGAGUCCUGCACUUGGCCAUGAGUCCAGCCUCUGCUUCCAGGCUUUUCUCUGCCGGAGCAGACGAACGUGUUCACGUCUGGAGCCUGUAGACCACUAGGCACACAGCUCUUCCCCUGAGGGGAGAGCUCACUGUCGAGGAGGCAGACCUCAAACUGCAUGGCACUACUGGGCCUUCUGUUGACACAAGUACUUUAUUAUUGGAGCUGACUUAACGAAACCAUACUUCCAAGCAUCGACUGCAACACUUGAAAGUAUAUCACAUGGAUACAAACUAAUUUGCUAAGGGCAUGCACAAGAUAAAGUGUAUGCCUCCCUGCUUUGGAACACAAGCAGGAAGGCUAAGCUAAGAUAAUCGGUAUCAUGCUGUGGGAGAUGUGGAACCACAUGAACCAGACUGGAACAUGCAAAGUCUGACCAGAAGAACCUCUCUCGGGAGGUCCAAACCAAGAACCCCAUGGUGCGGGCCUUGCAGAGCUCAUUUAUAGUGGAAGGGUUCUUUUUUUUGUGAUACAUUUUUUAUUUUAUGAAUUAUACAACAAACGGAUAGACAUAUAGAAAACAAUUAGGCAUAUGCGCAAAUAAGACAACAUACUACAUUUGACCUAAACAAAAAUAAGACAACAUACACCAAUAAGACAUAAACGCAAAUAAGACAACAUAUGACAUUAAACUCUUACACGUACACAAAUGAGACAACACACAGCAUUCAUCAACACGCACCCCCCCCCCUGACAAAUGGAUGCUAUUUAUUAUCUGUACAUAAACAAUUACGUGUGGUCAUAAGCGAUAAAGCAAUUUAUUUUGUUGUUUUGUAUUUUUUGUAAUGUUCUAAUUAGUCAAAAUAAACUCUGUACUCUCGUACUCGUAAAAUAAUGUGUGUUUGAAGGGUGCUAUAUAAAUCAACCUGCCUUGCUAAAGCUUGUCCUUGUCUUUCAUAGACCAGGAAAUACCAUUUAGAAAAAAAAAAACCUACAUCAUGAUGUUGGUGUGAUAACAAAGGAUGUUUGUGUGUGUGUGUGUGUGUGUGUGUGUGUGUGUGUGUGUGUGUGUGUGUGUGUGUGUGUGUGUGUGUGUGUGCGUGUGGUGUGUGUGUGUGUGUGUGUGUGUGUGUAUAGGUGCGUGUGUUUGUGAGUGUGUGUCUGUGUGUGUCUUAACGAGCCCACUGUUUCUGAUGUGAUUCGUGUUUUAGGAAAGGGGGGUGCGUGUUAUCCCCACGGUUACGACCCACUCCAACUAUAUGAUACUUUUUAGUACCCUUGUUGUGUAACUGUUAUGAGCAUUACAAUAAGCAAUGUUGUAUAACACAUGCCUGUCAGUUGGCGUUUCAAAUUAGGCGAACAACGUCGACUGGGACGCAACUGUGACGCAAAACGUAGAAAAACAGAGAAACUCGACUAGCCAAGCCGCAGGACCCUGAACAAUCCAAAGGCCCCGACUCCGGCUAAAAUGUUACCGUUACUGCGGUAACAGCGAUAAAAUGGCAUAGAAUACUUUCUUUACGAUUAUAUAGGACAAAUAACCACGUGCUGCUGUUAUACAUUUACCUGUGUUGUCUGGGAAAGAGAUAAAGCCAUGAAAGCCUUUUUUUUUUUUGGUAUAGUGUGUUUUUGAUGUUUCUCUGUACAUGUAAAGCACGAAAUGAAAUUUGUGUUCGAAGGGUGCAAUAUGAAUGAACCUGCCUCGCUACAGACUUGUCCUGCCUUAUAUCAUUGCACGUCUUUGUUGACUCUUCGUGUCCGAUUGUGAGUUGAGUGUCCUUGACCAGGAAAUGCCUUUCAGAAAAUAAACAAACAUCCUGCUGUGGGUGUGAUAUUAUUGGAUGUAUUUCUGAAUUAUGCUUAGAUAGCAUCAGAUUCUCGAUGGAUAAGGAUGUCAGAACUUUGGUUGCAUGCUGAGUGCAAAAUUAUACUUUGCUUGCGUGCGUCCAUACAUCACCUCCCCCCACCAAGACGGGAUCGCCACUGCAUAUAACUGUGCAUGUGAUUAGUGGAGGACACACCACAGCUGCCUUAUCUCUGGUUUUAGAAUCUCACGAUUGCAGCGGCACUGCUGUUCAGCCAGUUAACUAACCCAUCUUACCAAGUAACCAACCCAUCUCACCAGGUGAUCAGAUGUGGUCACUGCUGUUCAGCCAGAUAACCAACCCAUCUCACCAGGUGAUCAGAUGUGGUCACUGCUGUUCAGCCAGGUAACCAACCCAUCUCACCAGGUAACCAACCCAUCUCACCAGGUGAUCAGAUGUGGUCACUGCUGUUCAGCCAGGUAACCAACCCAUCUCACCAGGUAACCAACCCAUCUCACCAGGUGAUCAGAUGUGGUCACUGCUGUUCAGCCAGGUAACCAACCCAUCUCACCAGGUAACCAACCCAUCUCACCAGGUGACCAGAUGUGGUCACUGCUGUUCAGCCAGGUAACCAACCCAUCUCACCAGGUAACCAACCCAUCUCACCAGGUGACCAGAUGUGGUCACUGCUGUUCAGCCAGGUAACCAACCCAUCUCACCGGGUAACCAACCCAUCUCACCAGGUGACCAGAUGUGGUCACUGCUGUUCAGCCAGGUAACCAACCCAUCUCACCGGGUAACCAACCCAUCCCACCAGGUGAUCAGAUGUGGUCACUGCUGUUCAGCCAGGUAACCAACCCAUCUCCCCAGGUGACCAGAUGUGGUCACUGCUGUUCAGCCAGGUAACCAACCCAUCUCACCGGGUAACCAACCCAUCCCACCAGGUGAUCAGAUGUGGUCACUGCUGUUCAGCCAGGUAACCAACCCAUCUCCCCAGGUGACCAGAUGUGGUCACUGCUGUUCAGCCAGGUAACCAACCCAUCUCCCCAGGUAACCAGAUGUGGUCAUGCUUAUUGGUUGAUCCCCAUGAAAUGUCAUCAGUUGUGAUAAAGGCCCCUGUCAAAGGUAAUCACCACGGUUAGAACAGCCUAUAGCGGACCACUUGAUUCAAGAUGCUAGCUGGGUGGGGAAAAGGAAUAUUGCCGUUAGAGGAAUAAGGCCAAAUGUUUGCUUUCUAACAACAAAUAUAUGUUUUGAUAAAAUUUGAUCACUCUUUCAAUGUAUCAAAAUCACAAUACAUUCAACUUGAGAUGGACAUAUGUCAUAUUUAUGAUCGUAAUUUAAACUUCAAUAGUUAGAGUUUCAUUCAUUUUUAAAUCAUUUUCAAACAUGACUUUUAUGGUGCAUUUUAAUAAGGGCCAGAGUAGGCUACUUUGUAAUUUGUGUUGUAUUAUGUAGAAAUAUCGACCAAACGAUUGUUCAAUAGAGAGGAGGCCAGGGAUCACCUCUUUUGUACCCUACACCAAAGACCAGGU
Messenger RNA from Gadus morhua (Atlantic cod), 4947 nucleotides. Its product is annotated as cell division cycle protein 20 homolog B. Gene Ontology annotation, biological process: positive regulation of anaphase-promoting complex-dependent catabolic process; positive regulation of ubiquitin protein ligase activity; anaphase-promoting complex-dependent catabolic process. The record is from RefSeq and is a predicted model, not a curated record. Gene Ontology annotation, molecular function: ubiquitin ligase activator activity; anaphase-promoting complex binding; protein binding. NCBI's taxonomy places the organism in Eukaryota, Metazoa, Chordata, Actinopteri, Gadiformes, Gadidae. The transcript has 12 exons. The coding region runs from base 99 to 1718 and encodes 539 amino acids. Gene Ontology annotation, cellular component: anaphase-promoting complex.